Molecule: messenger RNA, 786 nt
Organism: Penicillium soppii
Lineage: Eukaryota; Fungi; Ascomycota; Eurotiomycetes; Eurotiales; Aspergillaceae
Exons: 2
Coding region: 1-786 (261 amino acids)
Source: RefSeq, a predicted model, not a curated record
AUGGGAGCCGGCGGAGUAAUUCUUCGAUUCUUUAAUCUUGGUCUGCGCGUGCUGCAGUUCCUUGACAGUGCCGUCAUCCUCGGCAUCUUCUCAUACUAUCUGGCUGUUCUCUCCAGACACAACCACCAUAUUGAAACAUGGAUAAAGGCUGUUGAAGGUCUAGCAGGCGCAGCGACCCUCUACAGUCUGCUCGGCAUAAUCUUCACCUGCUGUCUUGGUGGCGUGGCGUUCUUCGCCUUCCUAGGUGUCGCCCUGGACCUGUGCUUCGUGGGCGCAAUGGUUGCGAUCGCCAUCUUGACCCGCAAGGGUGUGAGCCAAUGCACUGGCACGGUCGACACACCUCUAGGAUCAGGAAACGCCAACGACGACACCUUCUCCAAGGGUCUGACCUUCGGCAUGACCUGCAAGCUGGAGAAGGUGGUUUUCGCAGUCGCGAUCAUUGGAAUCUUCUUCUUCUUGGUCUCCAUCCUGUUCCAGGUCCUGCUGGCUCGCCACCACAAGCGCGAGAAGCGCUUCGGUCCGUCCCCCACCAACAACUAUACCCACGGCAGCCGCGGAGCAUUCUGGCGCCGCAACAAGAACAGCCCCGAUACUGUCGCCGGCGCUGAUACCCUCCCCGGCCACCCGACCCCGCAUGACGUCGAGAUGGGCGCGGGGCCCAAUAACGAGAAGAAGUGGUUCGGCUCCUGGGGUCGCAACAAGAACACCGCUACCAAUGGCGCUGCUCCUGUUCAGACCGGUAAUGGUUAUGGCUACGGUAACUCGGCCUACACUGGCAAUAUCUAA